Molecule: messenger RNA, 1469 nt
Organism: Oncorhynchus mykiss (rainbow trout)
Lineage: Eukaryota; Metazoa; Chordata; Actinopteri; Salmoniformes; Salmonidae
Source: RefSeq, a predicted model, not a curated record
CCAUGUGAAAUACUGGUGUCAAGGAUUAGGGUGGGAUGUAUGUUCGUAUGUAGUACGUACUGACCAUCCUAAGAGCAGUGGUAAGACCUCAAUCUCUGAUGACAUCAACAAGAGAAUCUUCACUGUGACCAUGACUGACCUGGCGUCAUGGGACUAUGGGAAUUACAGGUGUGUUGUGGAGAUCAAUAGAGGAACAGAUAUCAUGAUACAAUGGUUCUACCUGUCUGUCACUCCAGGUACUCCAGAACUCUAUGUGGAACAACAGGAAGUGACUGGAGUAGAAGGAGGGAGUGUCACUGUCUGUUGUUACUAUAGUAACUCUGGAGAUAUGAAGUGGUGCAGGAUGGGUGGUGAUUGUGUGAGUUGGUAUUCUGGGACUUUACAUGGAACAUCAGUGACAUUAACGCGGACUAGUGAUGCCAACAACAGAAAAGUCUUAACAGUGACUAUGAGUGGACUGAAGAUGGAGAACACUGACUGGUAUUGGUGUAGAGUUGGAGAAAUAGAGAUGCCUAUUCACAUCACUGUCAGUCAACAAACUGCAACACAGAGAACCUCUAAGAUGACCUCAACAACCCAAGACCCAACCCCUCAACAACCCUCUGCCUCUCCAACUGCUGAGCCUGUUCAGACUGACAACACAAGUCAAGGAGCUGAGGGGAACAUGGAGGAAGUCCACCAGAGGUCCGUGAAAGUCCUACUCAUCUCUCUGGGCAUGUUGGUGGUGGUGACAGCUGGUAUCCUAGUAACAUGGAAGAUGUGGAGAAGGCAUAAGGACAAUAAGGCCAAGGACCAGACAACUAACAACUCAGUGGAUCCAUUUCCUGAAGCUGAUGAUGAUGUCACAUACAGCACUGUCAUCCCCCAGCACAAGACCCAACUAAAAGGACAGACCAAGUCAGCAGAACCAGAUGAUAAUGUGGUCUACAGCUCACUAGCUCUACAGGUGACCACACAGCAGAGGGCAGCAGCACAGCAGUGACUGACAGAGAAGACCUUUGUCUCGUCAUUUUACUGGAAGGACAGAACACUCCCUUCUCCUGUGUCACAACAUCUGUCUGCCUCCAAUAUGAUUCUGUCAUACCUCUUAACCCAACCCAGGUAGAUCCCUCUAUUCUUUAGUGUAAUAAACUACUGAAGACAGUCUGCUGUGUUUGUUUUCAUUAUCACCACAUACACUAUCUGUUAUAUUAGUUAUGUUCCAUCCACCUUUUCACCUUGUCUCUUGUUGUUUACAUGUUCAUCUUAUUUCUCUCAUAUAUAUAGUCAAAUGUCCAAUGCCAGUAACCAAUCAGGAGUGUAAAUUUAACGUACAAGCUGUGUAACAAAAUAAAUAUGAUGAUGAGGCUGAAUACAAAAUGUACAGUUCCAAUCAAAAGUAUUCACCCCCCUUGGUAUUUUUCCUAUUUUGUUGCAUUACAACCUGUAAUUUAAAUUGAUUAUUUGGGGAUUUAAUUUAAUGGACAUAC